AUCAGUUACAACUCCCAAUGAGAAACACCCAGAGAGUGGAGAGGGUGACUGAGAGUGGGAAGUAGUCUGGAGCUCAAGAGAAGAGAGAAAGAGGAGACAAAAGGGAAAAAAGCUGUUCAACUCCAAGACCAAUACACAGAGAGAAGCCAGUCAAGGACUUUAUCAGAGUGGAACCAAACAGAGGCUGAGACAGACGCACAGCACCUGGAGAAGGUUCACCCCGACUGAAAGUGACAGAGGUCCACUAUUACAACAACCACAAGCCUGGACAGCCAGUCCUGCUCUGAGCUGCUCUUGUUUUUCUCUGGGUGGAAAUUCCUCUGAGACGUCACUGCUAGCUAAGCUCAGCUGAACAACCACAGCAGAAGAGGACUCUGGUGUUGUUGUGGUUGUUGGACAAAAUAGUGUGUGUGGAGCUAGAGAGAGGAACAUGUUUGACUGUAUGGAGGCUCUAGGGAUGGCCCCUCGGCCACUCUUCGACGUGUCCACUCAGGGGGCUUGUAUGCUGGGCAAGGCCACCCCCUUCUUCCCUGGUCUGGACCCCUUUGCCUGGGCUGGGACAGCCAGUGUUCAGUCAGUAGAGACCCAGAGCACCAGCUCUGAGGAGAUGGUGCCCAGUUCACCCUCUCCGCCCCCUCCUCCUCGCAUCUACAAGCCUUGCUUCGUGUGCCAGGACAAGUCCUCUGGAUACCACUAUGGGGUCAGCUCAUGUGAGGGCUGCAAGGGAUUCUUCCGGCGCAGUAUUCAGAAGAACAUGGUGUAUACCUGCCACCGAGACAAGAACUGUCAGAUCAACAAGGUGACCCGUAACCGUUGUCAGUACUGCCGGCUGCAGAAGUGCUUUGAGGUCGGCAUGUCCAAAGAAGCGGUGCGUAAUGACAGGAACAAGAAGAAGAAGGAUGUGAAGGAGGAGGUGGUGUUGCCGGAGAGCUAUGAGCUCAGUGGAGAACUGGAGGAGCUGGUCAACAAAGUCAGCAAGGCCCACAAAGACACCUUCCCCUCACUCGUCCAGCUGGGCAAAUACACUACAAACUCCAGUGCAGACCACCGUGUACAGUUGGAUCUGGGGCUGUGGGAUAAGUUCAGUGAACUUUCCACCAAGUGCAUCAUCAAAAUAGUGGAGUUUGCCAAGCGCCUGCCAGGCUUCACCACCCUCACCAUCGCUGACCAGAUCACACUCCUCAAAUCAGCCUGUCUGGACAUACUGAUGCUGAGGAUCUGCACUCGCUACACUCCGGAGCAGGACACAAUGACCUUCUCAGACGGGCUGACUCUGAACCGGACCCAGAUGCACAACGCAGGCUUCGGCCCGCUCACAGAACUGGUGUUUGCCUUUGCUGGCCAGCUGUUGCCUCUGGAGAUGGACGACACAGAGACUGGCCUCCUCAGCGCCAUCUGCCUCAUCUGUGGAGACCGUAUGGACUUGGAGGAGCCCCAGAAGGUAGACAAGCUGCAGGAGCCCCUCCUGGAGGCCCUAAAGAUCUACGCCCGCCGCAGACGCCCCAACAAGCCCCAUUUGUUCCCCCGUAUGCUGAUGAAGGUCACUGACCUCAGGGGCAUCAGCACCAAGGGUGCAGAGAGGGCCAUCACUCUGAAGAUGGAGAUCCCAGGCCCCAUGCCUCCUCUGAUCAGGGAGAUGCUGGAGAACCCUGAAGCCUUUGAGGACAGCAGCGACUCUGGGGACAGCGCCUCUGCCGCCGCCCCCCCCGCCAUCCAGGCCAUCAAGAAAGAGAGAGAGGAGGAGAAGAGCCUGGAGGAGGAAGAUGAAGAGGAUGAAUGGGGGGAUGAGGAUAGGGAGAGAGGGGCGGACAGCGAUGGGGAGCCUUGGGGGGAGGCUGCAGUGGCAGCAGGGGGGUCCCAGAAAGGGGCGACUGGGAGAGCCCAGUGAGAGACAUAGUGAUGCACUCUGACCCAUACACAUCACCUCCUGCUCCACCACCCUCAGACAGACCAACACUCCCUGUCCUAGCACACCAAGUCAUCUCCCUACAUGAGCAGCCCAUCCUGUAACAAGGGUCUUUGCCAAGACAUAGCAUUCACCUCUGUUGUUACACUACCCCCCCCCCCCCC
This is a messenger RNA of Salvelinus namaycush (lake trout), 2070 nucleotides long. RefSeq names its product retinoic acid receptor gamma-A-like. Lineage: Eukaryota; Metazoa; Chordata; Actinopteri; Salmoniformes; Salmonidae. The record is from RefSeq and is a predicted model, not a curated record. Gene Ontology annotation, cellular component: nucleus; transcription regulator complex. Gene Ontology annotation, molecular function: RNA polymerase II cis-regulatory region sequence-specific DNA binding; nuclear receptor activity; nuclear glucocorticoid receptor binding. The transcript is spliced from 8 exons. Bases 431 to 1888 code for a protein of 485 amino acids. Gene Ontology annotation, biological process: cellular response to corticotropin-releasing hormone stimulus; regulation of transcription by RNA polymerase II; retinoic acid receptor signaling pathway.